CGUCCUGCCCUUCUGCCUUUUCUUGUUUUCUGCAUUGCAGUUAAACGCAAAGACACCAAGUCCACCUAGGACCGCGACUUGCGUAUCGAUCGCACGUCGUGUGCACGGAUUAGACUCCUGUUGUUUUUUUCUUUUUUUGCAGUCUAAUCACUCUCUUAACGAAUCUUUGUCUUUCUCUUGAUACCUUGUCUUAAUAAUUCUCAAUGGCUCCCGCUAUGGAAACCGCCGCCCACACCGAAGCGAACAUUCGCUCUGAGAACAAGAAGUCCGUCAAGGUUCUUGAUGAGCUGCUCUCGAAGCUCUCCAUCUCCAAGACCGCUGAGGAGACGAUCGAGACGAGCACCAACAUCGCCUCCUUCAUCAAUGGCCCCAUCGAGGAGCACGAUGCCCCCACCAAGGCUGUUGCCAGUUUGAAGAGCAUGCUCGGCAACAAGAAGGAUGCUGCUGCCCGGGAACGUGGUCUCAAGGCCAUCUACGCUAUCGCUCAGCACUCAUCUAUCUCUCCCGUCGUCGAGCCCUACCUUGUCGAACUUCUCUCCCACACUCUUGCCGCCGUCGGUGACAAGAUCGCUUCCGUCAAGGAUGCCGCUACCGCCACCUCGCUGGCUAUUGUCAGUGCCGUCAAUGCCAACGCCGUCAAGAUCGUCCUUCCUCCGAUCAUCAACUCCAUCCUGACUGCUCAGAAGUGGCCCGAGAAGAUGACCGCUCUGCGAUGCGUUGAGGCUCUCGUUGCCUCCGCUCCCGCUCAGCUCUCCUACCGUGUGCCCGAACUCGUCCCCGUUGUCUCCGAGUCGAUGUGGGACACCAAGGCCGAGGUCAAGAAGGCUGCUUACGGCACCAUGGAGAAGAUUUGCGCUCUCAUCGUCAACAAGGAUAUCGAGCGUUUCAUUCCCGAGCUUAUCAAGUGUAUUGCCAAGCCCGAGAAUGUUCCCGAGACCGUCCACUUGCUUGGUGCCACGACUUUCGUCACCGAUGUCCACGAGCCUACUCUGGCCAUCAUGGUUCCCCUGCUAGACCGUGGUCUGGUUGAGCGUGAGACCGCCAUCAAGCGAAAGUCCGCUGUCAUCGUCGACAACAUGUGCAAGCUGGUCGAGGACCCCAACAUCGUCGCUUCCUUCUUGCCCAAGUUGAUGCCCGCUCUUCAAAAGAACUACGACACUCUUGCCGACCCCGAGGCCCGUGAGAAGACCAAGCAGGCUCUCGACACCCUUGUCCGCGUUGGAGAUGUCAAGGAUGGCAAGAUCCCCGAAGCCUCCCAUGCUGGUGACGUUUCCACCGUCCUCGCUAUCCUCAAGAACCUCCUUGAGGCUAAGCACAAGGAUGCUGUCACCAAGUUCGAGCCGGUUCUCGAAUACGUUUCCGCCAUUGCUGGUCAGCUCAUUGACGAGAAGGAGUCCGACACCCUCGUCUGGACUGAGAACACCAAGGCCUACAUCAACGCCGUCGUUGGUGACGCCGACACUCAGACCAUCGCCGACAGUCUCCGCAAGCGUGCCUCCCCCGGUGCUGAGGAGGAGGCUGAGCAGGAGCCUGACGAGGAGGAAGGUGAGGAUCUCUGCAACUGCACCUUCAACCUUGCCUACGGUGCCAAGAUUCUCCUUAACCAGACUCACCUUCGCCUGAAGCGUGGUCAGCGUUAUGGUCUGCUCGGUCCCAACGGUUCCGGAAAGUCGACCCUCAUGCGCGCCAUCAACAAUGAGCAGGUCGAGGGUUUCCCCAAGAAGUCCGAGGUUAAGACCGUCUUCGUCGAGCACGACCUUGACUCUGCCGACACUGAGCUUACCGUCAUUGGCUGGACUGAGAUGAAGCUCCGCUCCGUUGGUGUCACCACCAGCCGUACCGACAUUGAGAACAAGCUCGAGGAGUUCGGUUUCUUGAGAGAGCAAUUCGAGGGUCCCAUUACUGCCCUCUCUGGUGGUUGGAAGAUGAAGCUUGCUCUUGCCCGUGCUGUGUUCGAGGAGCCCGACAUUUUGUUGCUCGACGAGCCGACCAACCACUUGGACGUCAAGAACGUUGAGUGGCUCGAGCACUACCUGAUCACUUCUCCUUGCACAUCGAUCAUUGUCUCGCACGACAGCAAGUUCUUGAACAACGUCCUCCAGCACGUCAUCCACUACGAGCGCUUCAAGCUCCGCCGCUACCGUGGCAACCUCUCCGAGUUCGUCAAGCGUGUCCCCUCUGCCCGCUCGUACUACGAGCUUGGCGCUUCUGAGAUCGAGUUCAAGUUCCCCGAGCCUGGUUUCCUCGAGGGUGUCAAGACCAAGGCCAAGGCUAUCCUCAAGGCCAAGGACAUGAGCUUCCAGUACCCUGGUACCAGCAAGCCUCAGAUCUCCGACAUCACUUUCCAGUGCUCGCUCUCAUCUCGUAUUGCCGUCAUUGGUCCCAACGGUGCCGGCAAGUCCACCCUGGUCAACGUCUUGACUGGAGAGCUCAUCCCCACUACUGGUGAGAUUUGGUCGCACGAAAACAUCCGUAUUGCCUACAUUAAGCAGCACGCUUUCGCCCACAUCGAUCACCACCUCGACAAGACUCCCUCUGAGUACAUCCAGUGGCGUUUCCAGACUGGUGAGGACCGUGAGACCAUGGACCGCGCCAACAAGCAGAUCACCGACGAGGACGAGAAGGCCAUGGACAAGAUCUACACCAUUGAAGGUACUCAGCGAAGAAUCAUUGGUAUCCACUCUCGUAGAAAGUUCAAGAACUCGUACGAGUACGAGUGCUCCUUCGUUCUCGGUGAGAACGUCGGCAUGAAGAACGAGCGCUGGAUUCCCAUGAUGACUGCUGACAAUGCCUGGAUUCCCCGAACUGAGGUUCUCAACACUCACGGCAAGCUCGUCGCCGAGGUUGACCAAAAGGAGGCCCUUGCCAGCGGUCAGUUCCGUCCUCUGGUCCGCAAGGAGAUUGAGUCUCACUGCGCCAACUUUGGUAUUGACGCUGAGCUCGUCUCUCACUCGCGCAUGCGGGGUCUCUCUGGUGGCCAGCGUGUCAAGGUUGUCCUUGCCGCCUGCUCGUGGCAGCGUCCUCACUUGAUCGUCCUGGACGAGCCUACCAACUAUCUCGACCGUGACUCCCUCGGUGCUCUUUCCAAGGCUAUCAAGUCCUUUGAGGGUGGUGUCAUCAUCAUUACUCACUCCGCCGAGUUCACCAAGGACUUGACUGAGGAAGUCUGGGCCGUCAUGGACGGUAAGAUGACUCCCUCUGGCCACAACUGGGUUACUGGUCAGGGAUCUGGUCCCCGUCUCCAGGAGAAGGAGGAGGGCGACACUUUCGACGCCAUGGGUAACAAGAUCGUCGUCGAGAAGAAGAAGAAGCUCACAGCCAAGGAGCUCCGCGCGAAGAAGAAGGACCGUAUGGCCCGCCGCAAGCGUGGUGAGGAGGUCUUCUCUGAUGAGGAGUAGACUUGUUCUCUUCGUUGAUGCAUGAUGUUCCUUUAAUUUUAAUUGUGUUGUUUCCAUUUUCUGUUCAUUCCUUUUUUUUUUUACCAUGUAAUGCGCACUGGUCUUCGUAUUUACCCCUAGACUAGAUUUACUUCCGUUAAUGUCGUUAUGAUGGAGUCGGUCUGGCAUGGGCAUUACUUUUCGUUAGGCAUUAGAGAGAGAGAAAGAGCUACCUUCACUUAAGCCUUGAAUAAAAAGUACAAUUUUCAGGAGUCAAAACAACUGUGCCAUUCUCUGCCUGUGAUUUCAAUUAUCAUUGCUAUAAAUGUUGCAUCUAUACUAAUUCGUCACAGUUCUCCUGCAAAAGGGAAAAAAAGAAUAUAAAACUUUUCAUGUCAGAAAUUGAUUGCGAAAAUUAUCACAACAGGUC
Molecule: messenger RNA, 3807 nt
Organism: Xylona heveae TC161
Lineage: Eukaryota; Fungi; Ascomycota; Xylonomycetes; Xylonales; Xylonaceae
Product: elongation factor 3
Exons: 2
Coding region: 204-3398 (1064 amino acids)
Molecular function (GO): ATP hydrolysis activity; translation elongation factor activity; ATP binding
Source: RefSeq, a predicted model, not a curated record